Molecule: messenger RNA, 1805 nt
Organism: Pan troglodytes (chimpanzee)
Lineage: Eukaryota; Metazoa; Chordata; Mammalia; Primates; Hominidae
Gene: FHL5
Product: four and a half LIM domains 5
Biological process (GO): positive regulation of transcription by RNA polymerase II
Cellular component (GO): nucleus; Z disc
Molecular function (GO): transcription coactivator activity
Source: RefSeq, marked provisional
ACUGCAAGUCCAGAGAGCAAGGAACUUUACCUUGAGUAUUCUACUCACACUUAUGUCUCAGAGUUCCCCAAUUUCCCAAGAAGGGAGAGAUAGAGGCCACAAUCCAGGGGGCCAUCUCUCAAGUUACCAAUAAUUUUGCAGGAUCAAACCAAAAUGACAACUGCUCACUUUUACUGUCAAUACUGCACAGCAUCACUUCUUGGGAAGAAAUAUGUACUAAAGGAUGACAGUCCGUACUGUGUUACAUGUUAUGAUCGUGUAUUUUCUCACUAUUGCGAGGAAUGCAAAAAACCAAUUGAAUCUGAUUCUAAGGAUCUUUGUUACAAAGACCGGCACUGGCAUGAAGGAUGCUUCAAGUGCACCAAAUGCAAUCACUCUUUGGUGGAAAAGCCUUUUGCUGCCAAGGAUGAGCGCCUGCUGUGCACGGAGUGCUAUUCUAACGAGUGCUCCUCCAAGUGCUUCCACUGCAAGAGGACCAUCAUGCCUGGUUCCCGCAAAAUGGAAUUUAAGGGAAACUACUGGCAUGAAACCUGUUUUGUGUGUGAGAAUUGCCGACAACCUAUAGGGACAAAGCCUUUGAUCUCCAAAGACAGUGGCAAUUAUUGUGUGCCGUGUUUUGAGAAGGAGUUUGCUCACUACUGCAACUUUUGUAAGAAGGUGAUAACUUCAGGUGGGAUAACAUUUUGUGACCAGUUAUGGCAUAAAGAGUGUUUUCUGUGUAGUGGCUGUAGGAAAGAUCUCUGUGAAGAACAGUUCAUGUCCAGAGACGACUAUCCAUUCUGUGUGGACUGCUACAACCAUCUUUAUGCCAACAAGUGUGUAGCCUGUUCCAAACCCAUUAGUGGUCUCACAGGUGCCAAGUUUAUCUGCUUUCAAGACAGCCAGUGGCAUAGCGAAUGCUUUAACUGCGGGAAGUGCUCUGUCUCCUUGGUGGGUAAAGGCUUCCUGACCCAGAACAAGGAAAUCUUCUGCCAAAAAUGUGGCUCCGGAAUGGACACUGACAUCUAGGAGACAGUCCUUUCCCACCUAAAAUCCACUUUGCCUUCGUUGUCACUAAAGCCAGAACUCAGUUGCGGUCUUAUUUUUGACUUAAGUUUUAGAAAAUAUUAAUGUAGUUUAGAGUGGAAAAGUUUUUGCACACAUUUUGAUCGAACUAUAUUCUAAGCGCACAAAAAGCACAGUAGAACAGAAAUGAAUAUAUGCUAAAUCACAAAGACAACUCUCCUUGCAAAAUACUGCACUCUGCUGUUAGAAACAUAGGAAAAUAUCUCUUCAUAAUCAAAUAUAUGACAUAUACCUAGGAGCUGUGGAUGUAAUUACUGAAGAAUGAGGUUUUUCAUACCUGAAGAGUAAAAGAAAAACUAAGAGAUCAAACUGAGAGGUAUACAUGAGGCUAGUGUUUGCAUUCCUGGUUAUAUGUAAUGUGAUAAAUUAGCUAUGAAUGGUAAAAGAACAAAACUGAUCAGAGUAAAUUCAUUAGCAAUUAUCACAUUUAAGAAUUGUUAUCAUUUAAAAAUCAUCCUUUUUUUCCACACAUACUGACUGUAGAAUUAAAAAACAAAGCUACAAUUUUCCCUCAUACACACUGCUUCCACAGCUUGCUAGUUCUGUGUUUACUCAAUGGAAUAUGAGAACUGAGGACAUUAUGGCUCUCAUAAUCUGCAUAGGUAUAAAGAGGAUCAUUUCUACCUAGGGAUAGCCAAAGCAUGGGUUUCAACACGUUUUGUAUUAAAUGUAUUUUCAAAGUCCACAGUGAUUUUUCUAAACGCUUACAGAUUCCAUGAAAUAAAAGUCUAUUCUUUCAA